This is a messenger RNA of Pteronotus mesoamericanus, 1978 nucleotides long. RefSeq names its product potassium channel tetramerization domain containing 17 (gene KCTD17). Bases 1 to 1074 code for a protein of 357 amino acids. NCBI's taxonomy places the organism in Eukaryota, Metazoa, Chordata, Mammalia, Chiroptera, Mormoopidae. Gene Ontology annotation, biological process: protein homooligomerization; positive regulation of cilium assembly; proteasome-mediated ubiquitin-dependent protein catabolic process. Gene Ontology annotation, molecular function: cullin family protein binding. Gene Ontology annotation, cellular component: cytoplasm; Cul3-RING ubiquitin ligase complex. The transcript is spliced from 7 exons. The record is from RefSeq and is a predicted model, not a curated record.
AUGCAGGAUCCGGGGCCAGACAUGAGGAUGGAGGCCGGGGAGGCAGCGCCGCCGGCGGGCGCGGGCGGCCGCGCUGCGGGCGGCUGGGGCAAGUGGGUGCGGCUCAACGUCGGGGGCACGGUGUUCCUGACCACCCGGCAGACCCUGUGCCGGGAGCAGAAGUCCUUCCUCAGCCGCCUGUGCCAGGGGGAAGAGCUGCAGUCGGACCGGGACGAGACCGGGGCAUACCUCAUUGACCGCGACCCCACCUACUUCGGGCCCAUCCUGAACUUCCUCCGGCAUGGCAAGCUGGUGCUGGACAAGGACAUGGCUGAGGAGGGGGUCCUGGAGGAAGCCGAGUUCUACAACAUUGGCCCGCUGAUUCGCAUCAUCAAAGACCGGAUGGAGGAGAAGGACUACACUGUCACGCAGGUCCCGCCCAAGCACGUGUACCGCGUGCUGCAGUGCCAGGAGGAGGAGCUCACGCAGAUGGUCUCCACCAUGUCUGAUGGCUGGCGCUUUGAGCAGCUGGUGAACAUCGGCUCCUCCUACAACUACGGCAGCGAGGACCAGGCGGAAUUCCUGUGUGUGGUGUCCAAGGAGCUCCACAGCUCCCCGCACGGGCUGAGCUCCGAGUCCAGCCGCAAAACCAAGAGCACGGAGGAGCAGCUGGAGGAGGAGCGGCAGCAGGAGGAGGAGGAGGAGGUGGAGGUGGAACAGGUGCAGGUGGAGGCAGAUACACAGGAGAAAGCCCAGUCAUCUCAGGAUCCCGCUAACCUUUUCUCCCUCCCACCACCGCCUCCUCCUCCUCCGCUUCCCGCUGGAGGUCCUGCCUCAUCUUCAUCCACCUCUUCUUCCUCCUGGAUCUCAUCUGCACCCUGCCUCUUCCCUCUCUGCCCCUGUCCGGGUUUUCUCUCUGCCUGCUCACGCCUCCAUCCCGGGGCCACCCUGGUCCCAGGCGCCCCGGCCUUGCAUCUCAGGGCACCCUGCCUGCCGCCUCCUGCACCCCUCCUGGCAGCUCCUGCCUCCUGGCCUGGGGCGCAGGCAUGCAGCUGCACCACCUCUGCGCCUGCCCCGCCCACCGGGCACCUCUGAGGCUGGGCCGCCUGCCCCAGCGCCUCGCCUCCUCGCCUCCUCGCCUCCUCGCCUCCUGCUCACGUUUCCUCCUUGCAGGUUCCCGUCUGCACCCCUCAGACCUGAGGCUGCGCUGGCAGUGAGGGCCUUGCCCGCCCCCAGAGCUGCCGCCCCUGGUUUGUAGCUUGGCGGAGCUGCAGGGAGGGGCGGAGGCCAGGAGGGUGCUCAUCUCUUGUUCCUUGGACUCAGGCUGAACUUUUGGCUGAUUUUCUCCCCUCACCAAAGUUUCUCGGCCUGUCUUGGCCCUGGGUAUGAGGCUCUGAGAGGAGGAGAGAGUUAGGGGUGGGCACAGUGCUGUCUGCCCUUUGGCGCCAGAGGAGUCCGGGACGGAGGGAGGGGAGACAAGCUGGGUGCCCCGGCCUCCGCCUGCACACGGGAGCUCCUGCUGUGCAGUGCGAGGCACCGGGCUCCCUGCCUCCGCGGGGGUGGGAAGGACAGGAGUCAGCCGGAGCCGGCUAUGGAGGCUGUGGAUCGGGGUGUGGCAGAAAGAAGUCCUGCUUAGGUGCCCAGAAGCCCAGAGGGGGAAGUCACUGUCCCUCUACAAUGUUAGUUGCCUCUAAAGUGGGGACAGCAGCUGCCCUCUGUGACCUGUCUCUUGGCCUUGACCCCCUGGCCGAGAGUCUUGGCAGAAUCUGGCCUCCCAGGCAGCCACCACCAGCCCAGGAUGGGGACUGGGGAUCCCAGACAGGCGAGCUUGGUCCCUUUCCUGCUCACCCUCCUUCUGGGCUCUGAAUCCACCUUCUCUGGGCCUCAGCCCCCCUCUCUCCUCCCACAAGGGACCUGUGACUCACCUACCUCUUUCUCUCUCCCUCUCUCCCCCCCCCCCUCCCUCCAUUUCAACCUCCUCUCUGUCCUGGCCCCUCAU